Molecule: messenger RNA, 517 nt
Organism: Chaetomium strumarium
Lineage: Eukaryota; Fungi; Ascomycota; Sordariomycetes; Sordariales; Chaetomiaceae
Exons: 2
Coding region: 150-413 (87 amino acids)
Source: RefSeq, a predicted model, not a curated record
CUCUCGCAGCAUACCCACCCCAACAUUGUCAGAUACCACGGCUGCCGGGUGCGAGGGGGCGCAUCACCGCGCUCGUUCUCGACAGGCAUCAGAGCAACCUGAAGCAGUACCUGAAGGAGAACGCGGAAGGAAUCGACAAGGGCGCCUUCAUGGCUGCGCUCGAGUCGGCUAUCCGUCAUCUUCACUCGCUGGGAGUUGCUCACAAUGGCAAUGUUAUGGUCAAUGCAGAGGGUAUACCGGUCCUAAUUGACUUCGGCUCCAGUCGCGCGAUUGGGAAAAAGCUGGGUCCGUCUCGGGGAACGGCUGGAUGGAUCGAAGGCGAUCCGUCUGAUUAUGAUACCUCGGACGAUGGGCAUGAUUUGUAUGCUCUCGAGAAAAUCCGCGCUUGGUUGGACAACCCCGCGGUGGCGUAGGGAGACGGGAUGCGUCCAUCCGCCAGACUUCGACUUGGGGGAUCCUCACCGCUUCCCGGAGGGGUUAUUCCCGCGGUGUUAACAAACGAACAGUCGGCCCCGCC